UUUACUUUAUUCCACCAGGAGGUAUCGGAGGGUAACAAGGGCUCUCCUAAUGAAUUUGGGGAUCAAACACUAACAGAAAACCAAUGGCAUCUUUUGGAAUCUCCCGGACACAGUGCACCCCCCUGGCUGUAACCCUGCUGUUAGCACUGGUUCUCCCUCCAGCCCUGGCAAUUGAAGUUUAUACAGACCGCGAAGUAUAUGGUACAGUGGGAUCAAAGAUCACCCUAUCAUGCACAUUCUGGUCAAGUGAAUGGAUCUCAGAUGAUAUCUCUGUGAGCUGGCAUUUCCAACCUGAAAACAGCAGGGACACAUACUCAAUAUUUCACUAUGCCAAGGGUCAGCCCUACAUUGAUGAUGAUGGCAUUUUCAAGGACCGCAUAGAGUGGGUUGGCUACCCAAAGAGCAAGGAUGGGUCCAUUGUGAUCCACAACCUUGAAUACACCGAUAAUGGUACCUUCACCUGUGAUGUGAAGAAUCCACCUGAUGUAGUGGGGAAGUCUUCAUACGUCCACCUGCUCGUCCAUGAUAAAGCCCCAGCCCGUGCAGGAUUGGUUCUAGGCAUCAUUAUCGCAGCUGCUCUAGUCUUGGUUAUUGUGGUGGCAGUUGUCGCUUACCUCAUUCGUUGUUGCUGGGUGAGAAGACAAGCACGUGUAGCAAGGGAACUCAGUGCUCUGGAGAGAGGAAAGCUUCAUAAAUCAUCUAAAGAUUCCAAGCGUAACCGACAGACGCCCAUCCUCUAUGCAAUGCUUGACCAGACCCGGAGCUCCAAGCCAUCCAGUGAUAAAAAGUCCAAGGGAGGGUUGGGGGACUCACGCAAAGAUCGGAAAUAGCAAUUAGCAGGCAGGGAAGGUACACAUAAGGCAGACGAGGAGUCCCCUCGCAGUUCCAAGGUGGUCUACACCAUUGAAAUGGAAAUGAGAGGGGACCAAGAAGGGGAUCAACCCUACAGAGCUGCUGUAAAGUCUCCCAGCAAAAACAGCCUCAAAAACGCCUUAAAGAAUUUAAUCAAAAGUGAUUCAGAAAAACAAACCUAAUUAAUAAAAGAGCAUUGGGGAUUUGGGGGAUUGGGAGGUUUCCUUAAGAAUUUGGAGUUUGCCCAACUAAACGGAUAGCAUUUUAUUUACUUCCCCAAUCAGAUCCUAUAGAAUGAUUCAGCCAUUUCUCUAGUCGAUGAAUAACCAAACUAGAGCAUCAUCUUACUUAUUUAACUAGUGGUCCAUAAGGCUGUGGUUGACCAAUAAUUUGUCUUUGCUUGGCUACCUCAGGUUAUAAAUAUAGAUCAAUAUCUCCUGUGGCUAUAAACGUGAUUUUGUAAGGUCACCAAACACAAAACUCAGGCCAUGUGAAUUGCAGGCGACAAAUAAACAACCCACCCAAGGAUAAGCCAGAUCAUUUGCACUACAGACUGUUCUAAUUCUAUGUCCUAUGAGAAGAAAAAAGAAGUAUUAAACAAAUGAACUCCAACAUCCAAAGAUACCAAGUAAUGUUUUGAUGUGGAAUGCCCCCACAUACUCCCAAAUCCUCAUUGAUUCUAUGGUGCUGUUAAUGCCUUAAAAUAACCUAUUUUUUGUCGAGCAUAUACCAUCGUGUACCUUUCCCUGCGGGAAACUUGCAAGAACUAUCCGAGAAAACAUGGAUUAAAGUAGGACUAGUCUGGGUUACAGAGAAGCUCAACUCAACCACCCCAGGAGUAACUGCAAUGCAAAGAGCAUAGUUUGCUUUCUGGAAAUACACACACAUAGGAAUAAUUAUUAUGGCCAAGGUAAAGACCCAACAGGGUUAAUAGGUAAAUAUAGGAACAUUUCGGAGUCAGUUCCAUUAAGCAGUGAUUGACACAGAAUUCACACCAAACAGGAGGCACUUCAUUUAAAUUCUUCUAGGAUCAAGCAGCAUUUCAAUAACCUAAAAAGUAAAGUUUCAGUAACAUUUGGCAUGAUCUAUUAAGGGUCCACAAAUGCAACAGUCUACAAGAAGUUAUACACCAUGAUUUUUUAUGUUUUUGCUUUCUUAGUUUUCAAGACAAUCUCUAUUCAAUCAUGAAUAGUCUUCCGAAGUUCCUGUUACCCGACUUGGUCAUAUUAAAAUCAGGGGUGUUCAGUCAUGGAUGUCGAGCUCUUGUUGGACUAGAUUUCCCUCAAUUCUCUGGCCGAGAGUCAUGGGUAAUGUAGUCUUACUGCAGCUUAAAAGUAAAGGAAGGACACCCCUGUAUUGAAUUCUGGUCAUUUUCAGCUGCGUUUUGUUCAGGUUAUACUUGCUAGCAAUGCAUUCUGGGACUUGACCUGUGGCAGUGGACAAACAUGGAGUCUUGCCAAGCCAAGCAGCCUUUUUAGAGACUUCCCGGUGUCCUUGGCGAAGAUUGCAUGUCUAUCCAAAAAUUUCACUUCACUGUGAAGGUACAAAUAUUGCCUUUUUUGCCUCUCUCCUGGGCAAUAUUUCUACUGUCUUAACCCCUUUUGCUAUCGAAAUGACAGUAAACGGAGUUAUGUCAUGUGGCCUUUUUAACCUCAAAUUUGCAUGCGAGGCCUGUUAUGCAACAGGUCUAAAACAUGAUUUGGCGUUAAACACGGUCCUUAAAACUGUCCUCAAGUUCUUGCAUGUUAUUUAGUGAGAUAACAGGAACCUAGGGCGGCUGCAAAGGAUACAGUUACUGGUACAUUCCCUGAUUCCUCAAAUAUUCUUGAGUUCUCUGCAGGCCCUGGGUCUGAAGUUAGAUGUAGUUUAAUAUACUUUCUUGAGUUAUUUCUAUGUUGUCGAAACUUGUCCUUUUUUUUGUUUCUCUUUUUUUCCUUUCAUGCUGCACUGUUUUGUCCUUUCAAGCCAAGAAAUGGAGACAAAAUGAAGUUUCUUUGGUUUUGUUCUGUAUUCAUAUAAAUAAAUUAAAAAAACAAAAAUCAAGUAAACAGUUUCUCUUCUACACUGUUACGGCCCUGUGUGAUUAAAAAUUAACUACUUUUACAUUAUUAUUUUUAAUUGCAUGACAUCUCUUUGGGAUUUUCGUCCAGUAGCCUAUUCAAAGUUUAGAAAAAUGAAGCUUGACAUUUUCCAAAUGUUGCAAUGCAUUCUGGGUCAUUUCCACCGCACACCAAGCCUGAACCGCAUUAAAAAAAAAUAUCAUUGUAUUUGCAAACUUGUCAUGGGUAACUUGUGUUUUAUAAUGCCAUGCCAUUGGUAAUGUCCCGGAUCCGAAAAAAGAGGUCAAAUUAAACUGUUGUGUCAACGUAGAAGCAAAGCAUUCUGGGACACACGGAGCAUUGGAAACUAUUACGGCAUAUUGUGGACAAUGUUUUAAGAACUCGACGUACUAAUGGGUCUGCCAUGGGUCUGCCAUGAGCAACGAGAUUUAGAGUGCUUUGUAAACAUCUGUCAAUUGCUUAUUCCAAUUAUCUGUAAAUGCAAUAUCAGCAGACUGAAUUUCUCUCCAUAUCUUACUCCUUUAUCUCUCUCGCUCUCUCUAUAUAUAUAUGUAUGUAUAAAAUGUAUAUAUAAAGGUGUAUAUCCUUCACUCCCCCACAAUGCACACAGCCAAAAACACCAUUAAAAAUGUUAAUAAACACUGACAUUUCUGGGAAA
Pelobates fuscus (common spadefoot toad) is the source of this 3570-nucleotide messenger RNA. It is a transcript of the gene MPZ, whose product is annotated as myelin protein zero. The record is from RefSeq and is a predicted model, not a curated record. Lineage: Eukaryota; Metazoa; Chordata; Amphibia; Anura; Pelobatidae. Gene Ontology annotation, cellular component: plasma membrane. The transcript is spliced from 6 exons. Gene Ontology annotation, biological process: myelination.